Messenger RNA from Anoplopoma fimbria (sablefish), 1154 nucleotides. It is a transcript of the gene necab3, whose product is annotated as N-terminal EF-hand calcium binding protein 3. The transcript has 13 exons. Gene Ontology annotation, biological process: regulation of amyloid precursor protein biosynthetic process. Gene Ontology annotation, molecular function: calcium ion binding. Gene Ontology annotation, cellular component: cytoplasm; Golgi cis cisterna; endoplasmic reticulum. NCBI's taxonomy places the organism in Eukaryota, Metazoa, Chordata, Actinopteri, Perciformes, Anoplopomatidae. The coding region runs from base 1 to 1089 and encodes 362 amino acids. The record is from RefSeq and is a predicted model, not a curated record.
AUGCUGGCUUGUACGGAGAUGAUCACUAUGUGCCUGCAGUCGGCCAAACAGAAGCAUCUUCGGGCUCAGCAGCAGCAACAGCAGCCGCAGCACAGCGCCGGACAAGGGCUUUCUAUCUUUCAUGAUAUUUUCCGCCGAGCAGACAAAAACGAUGAUGGCAAGCUUUCAUUUGAGGAGUUCAAUGCUUACUUUGCCGACGGGAUCCUGACAACUGAGGAGCUGCAGGAGCUUUUCUACUCCAUAGAUGGCCGACAAAAUAACAAUCUGGACACUGACAAGCUAUCAGAUUAUUUCUCUGAGCACCUGGGGGAGUAUCUCAAUGUACUUUCAGCUCUGGAGAGCCUGAAUGUGGCCAUUUUAAAGGCAAUGGAUAAAACUAAAGAGGAGUACCAGGGUUCCAGUGUGUUGGGCCAGUUUGUCACCAGGUUCAUGCUAAGAGAGACGUCCAGUCAGCUGCUGUCUCUACAGAGGUCCCUGCAGUGUGCCAUGGAGGCUGUGGAAGAGCAGAGCAGCCCUGCCCCGAGAGAGGUAAAGGCACCAGAGCUGACAGCAGUACAGAAGAAUGGCAGGCGGUGUGGUCGCAGGAUCCAUAACAACCUGUGUAUGUCCCCAUCAGACCCCUGCUCUGGCAUCAUCACCACGGGUGUUUGCAUGGAAGAUGGAGAGAACUGGUGCUCUCAAAUCAACAGGCUGCAGCAACUGCUGGAUAAACUGGAGUGUCAGGGUCCGAAGUUGGAGCCACUGAAAGAGGACACACUGGCCAGCACGUACAAGUCUAACAUCCUGUUGGUUCAGAGGCAGAUGUCGGUGACCGAUGAAGAUCUGGACAACUUCCGGAAAGUUCUGAAGAGCUACAUCGAUGCCACUGCAGCAAACUCUGACAACCUGCACGUGUCCGUUCAGAAGCUACCGGGAAAGUUGUGUUAUAUAAUGUAUGAGUUCUGGCAAGACCGCAUCUCCUGGAUGAGCUACCUGCAGUCCAACAGCAGUAAAGAUUUCCAGCGCUGCGCCAUUGACAUGUUGGAGGAUGCUGAAGUAGUUUCUACCAUGUUGCUUCCAGCUUCCUGGUGGAUUAUGACUAACAACUAGCGACUGAAUCCAGAAUGUCACAUCUACUGCCUACACUGUCACACGGACAAAGACACACUGGAGCA